AUGUCAACCAUCUACCAGCUUGCGGGGCGUCUUGAGUCCGACUUGCCGCUGACGACGGAGGAGAUUACGUUUUGGUUGCAGGAAAGCGACAUUGGCCAGGCGGCUCGCUUCUACGGCCCCAACCUUGUGGAGGCGAAGCGGUGCGCACAGCGCAUCUCUGACACGCUCGUCACGAAGUACCUGAACAACCCUGACAGGGAGGCGGUGUCUCUGGAGGAUAAGUCACGUGUGUGUCUCAUUCUGAACAACUUCGCCCUUCACAAACCAAUUCGAGGCUGCGUCUUUGAGGUGCUGGAUAAACUGGAGGCCUUUUUUGAGGAAUCUAUAAAGGAAGAGGCAACCUUGAAGUUUAAUCCUGAACUGGGGCGCAUGUCAGAGCACGUGGCGGUGCUUCUCAUGCGUGUGACGGGUUACAAACUGAAGGCUGUGAAUGUGCUUGAGUUUACGGACGGGAACACACAGUUUUCUGUGCAGCUCAUGCUUGCGUUAUUACUGAAGGAGCCUGCGUACGAGCUGGGACUGCUGUGUAACUGCAUAACCACUCUUCUUGGCUUUACGCAGCCACAGGCCUUUUUUGACUCCUCAAAAGGAGUAGAGGAGACGUCUUGCCUUUCCUUCACGGAGAAAAUUGACUUUAUCAUGCACUUGAUGCUUCACCUGAAGGCGGUUCAGUCUCUCAGUGAUGUCUUGACGGAGCAGCUGGAUCAGAUGAACGUGAUGACGCCGUUGCUGCAUGUAGCUACAUGCAGUGCAAUGCGAUGCAUCAUGAACAUAUUUCGGUUUUCCUCCGAAAGCUCGACGCAGUGGCGGCAGCACAUUCUGCUUUCCACCACGUUCCUGGAACACACUGUGACGUUGUACAUGCUUAUGCAGUGCGACGCUUUGCAACGGAGUUUGGAAGGGAGGAGCCCCGACCUUAGCAUUGAAAUGUUACGUGGAAUCUCACUGGGAUUUAAGUUUGCCUCGCUCUGCACGUUUCGUAUGGGUCACCACGGUGGCGUGGUGCGCAUCUUUUCUUUGUACCUGCACGACAUGCUACAGCUUUCGCUGCAGUACGUGCAGCGGGAUAAUCCGGCAUCCAGUGUCCUCAUGCGUGUGUAUAUGGACAUGUUCCACUUCAUGUCCAACAUAGACGCCCUUGGCGGGGAGGAGUAUAUAUCUUCUGCGGAAAUCCCCAAAGAAUUACUAAGCGCGUCGCUUUUGAAUGCGAUCGAGGCGUUCCUGCAGCGCGAGGUCGCCCCGGGGGGGUUGGCGUGGGUGCAGGCAUGGCACACUGCCCUGAAGACGGUGGAGCCAGACACCCUUGUGGAUCGCAGCUCCCACACCUUUAUCACGCUGGAUAAGCUCUUUGGCGAUUUGGAGCCGAGCAUAGCGGCGCAGACACCGCCACCGUCCACCCAUAAGCCUGCAGCCGACUUGGGCGGACACCGCUUCCUGGGCGAGCUGCCUUCGCUGCGACUGAAGCCGGCCGAGGCAAAGGUGUCCAUUGAGACUGCCGCAGCCGCUGGGGAUAUGCAGCAGCGUAUCGCGGUGGUUCGGAGGGACGUCAUUGUUGGCGUCGACCCUGCCCUGCUGUGCAUCCUCACCGGCAAUGUGAUGAAGAAGCCCGUUGUGUCGCCGUACGGCCACACCUUCGAGGAGCAGGCGAUACUUGCGUGGCUUGCGCAGAACGGCUCUGUUUGCCCCAUCACUGGCAAGCCGCUGUCGGCGGACGUGCUGAAGCCGAACAAGGAGGUGGCGGCGCGCAUCAUGAAGCAGGUUAUCCAGCAGAGCAUGGCAGGCUACAACCAGGAAAAUGAGGCGGACCUCUACGACUUUUAG
Trypanosoma rangeli is the source of this 1821-nucleotide messenger RNA. Its product is annotated as putative U-box domain protein. The record is from RefSeq and is a predicted model, not a curated record. Gene Ontology annotation, biological process: protein ubiquitination. The transcript has a single exon. Bases 1 to 1821 code for a protein of 606 amino acids. NCBI's taxonomy places the organism in Eukaryota, Euglenozoa, Kinetoplastea, Trypanosomatida, Trypanosomatidae. Gene Ontology annotation, molecular function: ubiquitin-protein transferase activity.